Molecule: messenger RNA, 1454 nt
Organism: Prorocentrum cordatum
Lineage: Eukaryota; Dinophyceae; Prorocentrales; Prorocentraceae
Source: the annotation of a GenBank genome assembly
GAGAAGACAAGGUGCGGGGGCGCGCGCGCGCCGGAAGCACGGCCACAAGGGCGGAAGGCCGCAGCCGGGCCAACGAAAGCUGCAAAAGUGCCGCCCCGCAGCGCUGCCAGCGGGCUCCCUUGGCUUCCAGCGGUGCCCCCAGAUGGCACCUGCUUGCCGCGGCCGCGCGCGAUGGGCGGGCCGUCGGGCCCGCCGGCCCUGGCCUGUGGGGGCGCCGCGCCAGGCGAAGGUGGCGGGGGCGCUCGCGGCGGCGCGCCGGACGGCGCCACGCUUGGCGACGCCACGCCACUCUCUGGCCGAGGGCACGGCGGCGGACAGCACAGGGGGCAGCAGCUGCAGCACACGGGACCUCGACGAGCAGGGCAGUGGGGCGUCUCUGUGGGCCGCGGCCGUCCGCGCCUGCGCCUCCCUCGCGCAGCCCCUCGCCCUCGCCGCGACGGUGGCGGCCGGGAAGGCGAAGCUAGGGGCCGCGCUCGCCGCCAAGAAGGGGACCCUCCUGGCCGCCAAGAAGGCCGCGGCCACGCUGAAGGCCCUGAUGCAGAACCCGGCGAGGCUGUUCAAGCGGCGCGUGUUCAGCCCCUUCGAGGUGCUGCGCGGGCACUCGGCGGGCGGCCCCCUCGGCGCCCUGCGCCACGAGCUGGCCACCGGGCGGGGCGCCCGCGGGCUGUCCUGGGACCUGCUGGCCCCGUGGGCCACCAACUGCGCCGUGGCGGUCUGCAUGUUUCACACGUACGGCACCGUGAGCUCGGCGCUGCGGCGUUUGGGCGGCCGCUGGGAGGAGGCCUCGGUGGCGCGGGAGGCGGCGGCCGGCGCCGCCGCUGGCGCGGUCCAGGGGGCCCUCAGCACGCCCCUCUACAAUGCCAAGCUGCGGGCGCCCGGGGCCCCGCUGGCGGCUCCGGGAGGGGCGCACGCAGGCACCGACCCGAGCGGCCGCCCCCGCAGCUUCGCCGCGGCCGUGGCGGCGCUGCGGCCCGGGGGCGUCCGCGGCGCCUUCCGGAAUCUGCCCUACGUCGUGGGGCAGGAGAUGUUCUCGAUGUCUGCGUUCUUUGCCAGCAACGAAUGGUUAAAGACAAGGGCAACUUCUGCCACACGUGCUCACAUCGACCCGUCUGGGAAGAAGGACAUGAUCGCGUGGGCCGCCGCGGCCUCGGCGGCGGGCGUGGUGCUGGCCGCGGUGAGCACGCCCCUCGAGAACGUGCUCGUGUGGCACGUGGCGCGCAGGACGCAGGAGUCCCCCGCGGGCGUCGCGGCGCACUUCUUGCACGGCGCAGGGACGCGCACCCGCUGGCGCGUCCUCGUCAGUGGGCUUGCCAGGAAGUUGCCGAUGGCACCUGUCGCCGGACUGCCCCUGCUCGCCUACCAGGUCAUGCUGCACAGCGGCCUGUCGCCGGUGCUGCACGAGCCAGACUAGCAGCCCCCCUGCAGGUCGAUGGCGCGCAGCCGCCGCGCCAGAA